Messenger RNA from Verticillium nonalfalfae, 963 nucleotides. RefSeq lists its product as uncharacterized. Gene Ontology annotation, biological process: mitochondrial translation. Gene Ontology annotation, molecular function: structural constituent of ribosome. The record is from RefSeq and is a predicted model, not a curated record. Bases 1 to 963 code for a protein of 320 amino acids. Lineage: Eukaryota; Fungi; Ascomycota; Sordariomycetes; Glomerellales; Plectosphaerellaceae. The transcript is spliced from 2 exons. Gene Ontology annotation, cellular component: mitochondrial small ribosomal subunit.
AUGGCCGCGCGUCCGGCAUCGUCGGCCAUGGCCAUGACGGCCAAGCGCUGCACGCGACCGACAGCACCGCGCCUGGGUCUGGCCAAGACCACGUGCCCCUUCUCCACGACGUCGCAUUGCGAGAAGACGUCGCAGCUGCGUAAUUCAAUGUACCAGUGGAUGGAAAGGACCGGCCGCCGUUUCGAGGAAGCGCCGACUUAUGGCACCAAGUAUCUCGGCCAGGCCGCCGAUCAGCCGUUCCCCCUCAACCCGCUCUUCAGGAGCCCACGCGUUCUGGACGAGAGCAUGCGAGAGGAGAUAUUCAAGCGCGUCACGCAACAAAAACUGUCGCUGAAGGCCGUUUCAGCUGAUCUGGGUGUCGACAUCCGCCGCGUUGCUGCCGUGGUGCGGCUGAAGGCCCUGGAGAAGCAGUGGGAGGCAAAGGGGAAACAGCUGGCGAAGCCAUAUUCCAAGGCAAUACUCGGCAUGGUGCCCACCACGAGCUACAACCCUGAGAAUCAGUUUGAGCAUGAACCCAUCCAUGAGAUUGAUGUUCACAAGCUCUCACAACAGCAGCUCUUCGUGCCCACCUCCGAGUCUCGCGUCUUCACACGCGAAGAUGCCGCCGAGGCCUUCCACCGCAGCUUGCUGCCGGCCGACAAACGUGCGCCGCAUACGCAGCUCAUCGAGCUACAAAAGGCUACCCUCGAGGGCGUGCCCCUUGAGACGAGCCUUUUCAAGUUCAAGGCCGACACGCGAGCCGAGGAGGACCGCCUCAAAGAGAAGCACCAGAAGAAGGUGCAGCUCGAGAUGUCGCAAACGUCUCGUGUUGACACGAAGCGGUUCGAGUACCGCUUCCAGGACGUCAACGUCGAGGUUGUCGGCAAGACCGGACGCGGCCACAAGGGCAUAGGUGCGCGGUACGGCGUGCCGUUUGACGACCGCAAGAGGGGUCGCAACAACGUCCCGCUGUCGGUGCCGUGA